Molecule: messenger RNA, 4265 nt
Organism: Sceloporus undulatus (fence lizard)
Lineage: Eukaryota; Metazoa; Chordata; Lepidosauria; Squamata; Phrynosomatidae
Gene: TBCEL
Product: tubulin folding cofactor E like
Exons: 9
Coding region: 235-1545 (436 amino acids)
Biological process (GO): protein folding
Molecular function (GO): alpha-tubulin binding
Source: RefSeq, a predicted model, not a curated record
GCGGGGGAAGUCACGUGAUGUUUGGUUUUCUUCUUCUCUCUCGCUCGUUCGGCUGUGGUUCCCUUUGGAAGAACUGCUUCCGGGUCAAUCCCGGACGGAUGGACGGACGGAGGAGGGAGAGCCCCCAGCCUUGGUCCGCAACUCACCUGGAAAUGUGAUGUUUCUCCUCUGAAAAAAAAUGAAGGGCUGAAUAGAUUCUGCUGAGAGUCACACCUGUUAUCCUAGGGAGAGCUGAUGCUGCAACCAGUAAAAUUUCAAGAAGGGACCAUGGAUCAGCCUACUGGGAGAAGUUUCAUGCAAGUUCUUUGUGAGAAAUACAGCCCUGAAAACUUUCCAUACCGUCGUGGUCCUGGGAUGGGCGUGCAUGUCCCAGCUACACCUCAGGGUUCACCUAUGAAAGACCGUCUCAACCUCCCAAGCGUCCUGGUUUUGAACAGCUGCGGAAUAACCUGUGCAGGGGAUGAAAAUGAGAUUGCUGCCUUCUGUGCUCACGUGUCUGAACUCGAUCUGUCUGACAACAAACUGGAAGACUGGCACGAGGUCAGUAAAAUUGUGUCAAAUGUCCCCCACUUGGAGUUUCUAAACCUGAGUUCCAAUCCUCUGAAUUUGUCGGUUUUAGAGAGGGGAUGUGCUGGUUCUUUCUCCGGCGUUCGCAAACUUGUGCUCAACAACAGUAAAGCUUCCUGGGAAACAGUCCAUACGAUACUGCAAGAAUUACCAGACUUGGAGGAACUCUUCCUGUGCCUUAACGACUAUAAAACAGUGUCUUGUUCUCCAGUUUGUUGUCACUCUCUCAAGUUACUCCACAUCACUGACAAUAAUCUCAAGGACUGGACGGAAAUCCGAAAGUUGGGGGUCAUGUUUCCAUCGCUAGACACACUUGUUUUGGCUAAUAACUACCUAACAACCAUUGAGGACCCGGAAGAUGCCUUGGCAAGGCUGUUCCCAAAUUUGCGAUCCAUCAGUCUGCACAAGUCAGCAGGUCUGCAUUCCUGGGAAGACAUUGACAAGCUCAAUUCUUUCCCCAAGCUUGAGGAAGUGAGGUUGUUGGGCAUUCCUCUCCUUCAGCCAUACACCAAUGAGGAGCGCAGGAAGCUGGUAAUAGCAAGGUUACCAUCUAUCACUAAGCUGAAUGGAAGUGUCAUUGUGGAAGGGGAGCGAGAAGAUGCUGAGAGGUUUUUCAUUCGUUAUUACAUAGAUUUUCCUCAAGAAGAAGCCCCUUUCAGGUAUCAUAAACUAGUGACAAAAUACGGGAAGCUGGAAAAGCUAGCCGUUGUUGACCUACGGCCCCAGAGCAGCGCGAAAGUUGAAGUUCACUUCAAAGACCAGGUGGAGGAGAUGACCAUCCGCCUGGAUCAGACGGUAGCAGAAUUAAAGAAACAACUGAAAGGGCUGGUCCAGUUGCCAACCAGCAGCAUGCUAGUCACCCACUUGGACCAUGAAGCUCCCUUUGGUCCUGAAGAAAUGAAGUACAACUCGCGGGCGCUGCAUUCUUACGGCAUUCGGGAUGGAGAUAAAAUCUAUGUGGACUCAAAGGCCAAAUAGCCCUCCCCUUCCCCCAAGCUUCAGGUGGUGCAUGACCACACACUCCACCCCGUGCACGCAAUUGAGGACUUUUCUGCAGAGGAGGAAGGGAAGGGUGGGGAUUUUGUUUUGGUUUGCCCAGUUGAGGGUUGGUUUUAUGUACAUCCCAGGUAAUUUCUCUAGCCCAGGUUUUUAGCAGGCCCAGAUCAGUGAGACUUAGCAUCAUGAUCCAGCCCAGAUGGUGAUGGUUUUAAGAGGAGGUGACCAACUUCAACCGUGUGUGCGGCUUUUUCUUUGGUUUCUCCGCUGUACUUAUGAACUUAGCACAAAAGGUUUGCUUCAAAGCCCAGAGGGUUAUUAAUUCUCACCCAGUCACAGAGUUGGACCCUUCAGAACAUACAUUUAGGUACACGGUUAAACAAAGAAGAUUUUACAGGGCUCAUGUUGACUCGGGGUGGACUCAGAUUUCAGAUGGCCGCAUUGCCAUCUAUUCACCUGGGUGGCCUGCCAUCUCUUUGUUACCCAAGAUCAGUUUGGAAAGCGGGGUGGGGGGUGGGGGACCUGUGAGUUGUGUUCUACAAGACGUAUGUCUGUGGAAUAUCCAGUGCCCUUCUGUAAGCAAGCUAAAGACAAUUUAAAAAAAAAAUCUGAUAAGAGACACACACGUGUAUUAGCACACUGCAGCUUCUAAAGCACAGUAACCAGGAGACGUUGCUAAACGAUGAUCACUUGGAUAAACUUUUUGGCUGGCUUGCUUGCUCUCUAAAAUCAAGUGGGGGCCAGCUGGGCACAGAAAACACCAAGCAUUAAAUGGAAGCACUUUUCAUUAUGGGUCAGUGCACCAGCCGCAAUGCAGUAUGUUAACUGUUUUAGGAAGGUUCGCUCCCCAUUUGGUUGAAAUAUCCCUCAAGUCCGAAACAGCUGGUAUGAUUCUUCUCAUCUGGUUGUUGGCUGAAGGAUCUCCAAAACCUUUAUGUUUUGUGUGUGUGUGUGUGCUCUAAUAGUAUUAAUUUUGUAUUUUUCUCCUCCCUUCCUCCUCCCAGAAGCUGUGCCCCUCUCCCUCCUCCCAUUUUCAGUGUUAUCCUUACAGUAAAUGUGUGAGUUGGGGUUGAUUUUGAAGUAAGGAUUGGCAUGAGGGCACCCAGGGAGUUGAGCUGAGUUUGAAUAAGAUUUUCUGUAGUUGCAGGACUACACUAACUGCACUAGGGCAGAAACCAAAGUUGGGAGUCCAAAUGUUUGAUCAUACUUAGCACUUUUCAACGCCAGUAUAGAAGUGGCUGGGCCUUUUGAGGAGGGUGUCAGCAAGUCACUGUGUUGAGCUUGCCUUCUUCCCAUCCAAAGAUGUGUCUAAAACUGCAGCAAGAUGGGCUUCUCUUGCACCCCACUGAAAGCAAAUCUCCAGUGGUUGGGGAAAAGAAUGUGCUUCAGUUGUUUCUUUAAAAUAAUUGGGGAGCUGUCAUUAAGGGUAUGUCACAUACUGUCCACUGUAGACAACCUUUCCACAUACUUUUCCUCCCCAUGCUGUUUAAUGUGGCUAUGUUCUAGGAAAUCAUUUGUUUUCUUUUUUAAAAAAAUACAUUACUUUGUUAAGUCAGGUGGGGAUUUUUCUAAGCAGCAACCUCCUUUGCUUAUCUGUCAGCUUGACUAAUUGAAAACUGGAAAAUCGCUCUGUUUUUACACACGUCCAUUUUGAAAAAAGGGGCCAGGAGUGGAGAUCUUCCGUCAUUCACCCCAGGCAGUGUUGCUGGGCUCUUGUUACUUAUGAACUUUUGACUUUAGUUACUUAGCUUCCUUGCCCCAACAUGCAGGGUUUCCUUCCCAUGAUGCAUCUUUACUCUCUUGGGGGUUCUUUAUUCAUAUAUACCCAAGAGCUUGUGUAAUUCUCUUCCUACAGCUAACAUCUGCAGCGUGGGAAAGCAAAACAAUAAUCUUGUUGGGGUUUUUUAAUAAUGGUAGAGGAGGAGACGUUCUUUUGAGACAAAUCAAAAGUUCUUCUCUGUCCCGUUGGAUAGCAAAAUGCCUCUUUAUGACCUGGCAGUGGAGCUCCAAAGCAGCGCUUCAAUGUACAACGGUGUGUGUAUAUGUGUGUGUGUGUAUAUAUAUAUUUACACAUAGCAGGAAAUGGUCAUGUUAAUAAGAUAUUUUAUUAUAAAGCAAAGUUUUAUUGAAAGAUAGGGUUAUGUAAUAAUAGUAUGCUAUUAUUUUAUCCCUGGACGUACUGUACAAAGUACAGGAGUCCUGCGGUCUGGGUCAGAGGACUGGUUUAGGCGUGAAGGAAUGGCCCAUCUGGUUGUAUAGAACCAUAUUUCUCACCCAUCUCCCUACUCCAAUAUUUAUAGCAUAACACAUUAAAAGAGGUAUUGUAACUACCUGCCAGCUGUGUUCAGUGCAGAAGUGUUGGCAUUUUAGAAGGAACUAUCCCAUAUAUUAAAAUUCUUUGAAGGGAUUCCAUUGACAAUUCAUGUGUCUGUGAGUGUCUCUGCACUCAAAAUAGAAAGGGUAUUAUCAAAAUUAUGUGUGCAAAUCCCAGGGCUUUUUGAUCUCUACACUUCAGUUUUAAAAACUGGAAACGUGUGGCUUGUUUCUAGCCAUGUUACACUUUAGCAACAAAAGCAAUUGGGCCUUGAUACACCUUAAAGACCAAAUAUUUCAUGGGUGGUGGUUCAUUUCAUCAGGUCUGGUGGAAGUGGACAGUAUCCACAAAAGCUUAUGCUAUAAUAAAAUGUGUUGAGAUCUUUUAA